Molecule: messenger RNA, 11148 nt
Organism: Orcinus orca (killer whale)
Lineage: Eukaryota; Metazoa; Chordata; Mammalia; Artiodactyla; Delphinidae
Gene: KLHL35
Product: kelch like family member 35
Exons: 7
Coding region: 5251-7155 (634 amino acids)
Molecular function (GO): protein binding
Source: RefSeq, a predicted model, not a curated record
UCAGGUUCCCACGUCAGUGGCCAAGGGCAGGGGCCACCUGCGAAAAGUGUUAUGGCAUGGUCCGGGGUGGGUAUGUGGCCAAGGAGGCCUUCAGCAGAGGAGCCUGAGGGGCCUCGGCCAAGAUGAUUAAAGCUGCCAUCUUGACACGUGUCAUAUCUGAAUUGUCAGUGGGAGGGUGGGGACAGAGCUUGCUGGGUUUGGGAUUCGGGUCCCAUGACUGAGGAAGAACCAUUCUCAGAAAUGAAUGGGAGAGUGGCAGGGUGGUGGAGCCCCUCUCCUGCAUCACAUGGCACGGGGGCUUCCUUAACAGCACUGGGCUUGGGGGCAAGUGUCCCCAUGUUGUGGUGGAGGAGACAGUCUUGGAGAGGUAAAGUGACCAUCCGGAGCCACACAGCUUAGAAGUGGCAGAGCCAGAAUCCCACUCAGGCUGUGUGCCUUCCGUAACCAGCUGGGAAUGGUAAGGCAGAUGGGGAGGGCUCCCUGGUCCGAUGUAGGACUGGGCAGUGGGACGAGCAGGUCCCUUCGUGGCCACAUGGAGGCUUUCUGAGAUCCCUGGCCUAUGGAGGGGCAGGCCCUCAGCCAGGAGUUGCCUCUCCCCCAUGGCGGAGGUUCAGCUUUGAAGAGGCCCAUUCCCAUUCCUGGCACAGUGGGGCACCUGGGCUGAAAGCCAAAAUACAGCCCCUGGGACCACAGAUGCCCCUGUCUUUCAGUCCUUGGACCUCUGCCCUCUGCCCUCCAUGAGAAGGGGUCUGUAAAUCCCAUCUUUGUCAUAAAAGUCUGCAUGGUCUUGGGUGUGUCCUAGGGGAAAGGAGGGGACUGAACCCCAGUUUCUUCCUACAUUAAAUAAACAUGGUGCUUCCUGGGAGCCAAGGGAUGUGUCUCUUCUCCAAACAGGGGCCUUCUGGAUAGAAUUCUUGGGGUCUGGAGCCUUCAGGGAGGAAAGGAAAAGAAACCCCUCCUAAUGCUGGAACCCAGACUGGGCCCCCCACAUUAACCUCUAGGACUGCCCCUCUGGGAACUAUCGGGGGACUCACCCUCCUUUCCCCCUUUCAAACAUUUGCCAAGUGCUCCCUUCCUGGGGCAGAGGUCAGCUCCCGGCUCUCCCUGGGCAUGAAGAAAUGUACGUGAAACCUGGACUGUCCAGGCCAGCAGUGGGGCACACUGCCCUACCCAAAUGCCCCAGUAAGCUCCUCUCCAGUGUCUGGCAGGCCUGCCCAGGAAAACGGAACCAAUCUUUCAUGCUAGCCCCUCCCUAUCCAGUCAGUGCCCCAGGGUCCACUGGCUAGCAUGUCCCAGGCUCCUGGCUGGCCACACUUGGGCAACUUGAGUCAUCCUAAGGUCUUUCAGAAGCAGGGAGAAGGGGCUGGGAGUUCUGAGUGGAACAGCCUGUCGGCAUCCCACUCUCACCAGGGCCCUACACUGUACCCCUCCACUCCCCAGUGCAGAGGCAGUCCAGCGGUCUCCCCUCACCCCAAACAAUGGAAGGAGGAUGGAGGCCAUCCCCCAGCUAGGCCGAUAGCUGAGCCCUUCACCCUCAGCUGAGCCCACAGCCUGUGGUCAACCCUGGCUCGUGUCCCUUGACCUGAGGAGUUACUGAGAAGGCCACCUUCCCAAUGCCCUCCUCGUGACCUCUCCCUGUCUACUGAGGACAGCCUGACUGCCCUUAACAGGGAAACCAGAGACAGGGCCUCUCCCUUAUUGCCAUCUCCACAGACCCACUCCUUGCUUCCUCCCUUGGACCUUAGGGGGUGAGGCCUCUCCAGGCCGAGCCCAGCCUCCACCUUCGCCAGGGCCCUCCCUGAACCCUCAGCCCCUCUGUUCCAGGUAUUUAGGUGCCCAAAUCUCUCACAUCCUUUAACAUACAACAAUAUAUACAAUCCCUUUUUAGGGGGAAUCAGGAUACACCAUUCCCUGGAACACAGUCCCCAGAGCAGACCCUCCCCCAGGCCUCAGGACACAUGCUUGGCCGUCAACACAGUGACCCCUCCCAUCACUUCUAAGCCUUGCCAGGGGCGGGGACAGGGCGGUUCCUGCAGGAUCCCAGCCUCACCGAGUCCAGCUGGCAGAUGGCUUUCACUUACAAACCCCUCUUGAGUUCACAGCACCUGAGUAAGACAGGCAGAGCAGGAACUAUGACUAGACUAUUGCUCCUGCCAAGAUGAAGAGCUGGGGCUAAGGGAGGCUUAGUGAUCUGCCUGGAGCAGCACAGAGAAUCCCGGCAGUACCAGUACCACCUCUCAGGUGCCCUGUGCCCAUCCGGGCUCUCAUCAAGGCAUCCUCCUCCCAAACUGCUGCCCUCUUCCGUGAAAGCAGAUUUCCUCACUUGCCCCACAGACACCAGGCCCUAUGGCCCUUCGUAGAGGCAGCAAGUGAACAGACACCAGCCUAUGGAGCUGCCUCCCUCUGGCUCCAGGCCAGCCCAGAGCUGCCUCGUUCUCUCCCCACGCCCACCAGACUGGCCCAGCACCACCAUGCCCACUUCACCGUGUUCCCUCCACGGUGGGUACACUGUCGAGGGAAAAACACCUCAGCCAUACCAUACCACAGACCCAGGACCACACGCUGUCCACACACACAGUCCACACGACACAGCCCCCCGGUGUACGCAGACAGACCCCUGUCACACACAGAAAUGAUCACAGAGAGAUGCUGACACAAAGACAGGAACACACAAUGCAUAUAACCAGAUACACAAAGUCGCACAAUGACACGUCUGCUGUCAAGCAGGAACACAGAGCACAGAGGCAGGAGGGAUACCUAGACCUCUAAGCUGUGCAGUUACAUUCUUAGGCACACCUACAGCUACUCAAUGACACCCACCCCGAUGCCACAGUCACCACGUCCCCAUGCACUCCCACACGCACGUACAGGUACCCUGGAACGCCUGCAUGCGCACACACACACCCUCACAUCCAUGUAUCACUCAGGGGCACAACCAGCACCAGGUCACCCCCAAUCCAGACACACGGAUCCGAGGUGCACACACAGUCAAUCCCACGCCUACUCCUGGGUCCUCCCUUCUCCCCCUCCCAGGGCUGAUCCAAGAGUAGAACAAAAGCCCUGUGUCCCCUCCUCCCCUUCCCCCUUAACUCUCCUCUCUCCCUCCCCCCUCACCCCACCCCAUCCCCCCACCCCCGUCAGCGUCCAUCCCCUUUGUCCUCCUGCAGUUGAGCCUGAGCGGGAGUCCAGGCAGAGCGGCAGGGACAUUGUGCCCAGGCUGUCAGGGGUGCAGGGCGGCAGGACAAACAGGAGUGGUCAGUGCACGAGCAGCAGCUGCAGAGAGCCUGGGAGAGGUCAUGGCCAGCCCCUUGUGCCGGGACAUCUCUGCAGAGAGAAGUCCCACCUGACGCUGAUGAGACCUGCCCUCUUGGAUGUCAGCUGAGAGUGGGCUGCCUUCUCAGCCAGUGGAAAAUAGAAUGAAGGCAGCAUGCUCCCAUGACCCCUAUCAACUCCUUCCGGUGGUCCUGCGCUGCUCCCUGGGAUACACCCCAACCUUGGCAAGUGUGGCUGAGCCGCUAGGCAUGCAGAGUCCACAGCCAGGUGGGUUCAGGGCCCAGCCCCUCUACUUGGGCAAAGUAGUUAACUUCCCGGGACCCUGCCCAUCAGGAAGCUCAUUUCCUCUGAUGCUAAGACAGGGGAUUCACCACACUGGAUGGCCCAGGCAUAAACAGUGAAAGCCAGACUGACUCCUGGGCAAGAUCUGACCUCCAGGGCAAAGCAGUCUCAGGGAAGGCAGAGCAGCUGGGAUCAGGAGAAUGGAGGGAGAAGCAAGGAGCAGAGAGCAGAGGUCUGCUCCCCUAGAGUAAGUUGCUACAUAAAGGUGUGUACUCCUUGUCCCUGGAAGUAUGCAAGCAGAAGCUGUAUGUUCAUAAUGGCCAAAUCAUAACCAAUCCGUUACAGCCCUUCAGGCUACAGAAUGCUUUCACAAACACCCCUCCUUUGAUCCUCACAGCAACCUCUGAAGGGCAGGUUCCAUCUAUGUGAUUGUUUCCUCAUGACAAACUUAAAAAAGAAGAGGGGAAGAAGUCUAAAGAAACUCUUCAGGUUUGUGAGGGUCAAAUGAAAUUACGUACAUAAAAGCAACUAACACAUGUGGUGUGCUCCCUUCCUCUUGGGUAAAAACAUGUAAGGCAACAUUUGUUGAGUUUGUACUGUAUACCUAGCACUUUUCAUACAUUCCAUUUCACAGUCAACAAGUCACCACAACCAUGUGAGAGAGGCAUUAUGACCGCAUUUUAGAUAAGGAACCUGAAGGGGAGUAACUUGAGCAGGUCACACAGCGAGUCAGGGGCAGAGGCAGGAUUAGCACCCGGAUCAGUCCUUAGAGCCAGCUCUUUCCACUCCCCCACAGGGCUUCCUUGAGAACAGAAAACUUACGAAAAAGGUCAACUUCCCUCUCAGCCUGGGCUCUAACCUCAUGUCCUCUUUCCCUCUGGGCCUCUGCACAGGCUGUUCUCUCAGCUGGAGACUUCCUCCCUCCACUCCCUUGCCUUCACCUGGCUAAUGCUACUUAUCAUUCUCAGUCUCCUAAUGCUCUGUACUUCCCCAUGGGACCCUGCCACACUGCAAGCUCCAGGAAGGCAGGGACUAUGUCUUGUUCACUGACUGGCACAGAAAAGGCUCUCAAUAAAUACUAACUUAAUGUAUUCACUCGACCUACUAUGGGCCAGAUCCUGUACUCUUGGGGAGGAGCAGACAUUAAAUAGAAUAAUCAGGGUGUGGUCAACAGGGAGCACCUGUCGGAGAUCCCAAGGAGAGUGGACGGGGUGAGGAGAUGGGGGUAGAGUUAUACCCCCCGCACAUACUGGAUCUCUGUGGGGUCGAUUGAAUUCCUUGACCAAAGGCUACAGCUCCUGUCAGAGGGCCCUCCUUAUACAGAUAUUUUGUGCAGGUUCCAAUAAUCUCCGCCUUUAGACCUUGGGGAGGUAAAGUCUCCCUGCUAUUGGUAGCCAUGUGGCACUGCUCUAUCCCUUGUGGGAGUCCCAAAACACUGUCUAUGCUUUUGUAAAUCCUUCCUUUAUUAGAAUCUCCUUAAGUUACCCCAUCUGAGAGCAUGCCAUCUGUCUCCUGCCAAUACUGAUAGGAAAAAGCUUAGCACGUCUGAAGAACAGAAAGAGCAGUAUGGCUGAUUGGGUAAGUGGAGGAGGAGGUGGUACAGCUAAGACAGGGUCUAGACCUUCAGGUAGGCUAGGACUAGCUCACUGAGGCCAUUAGGAAUCUUGACGGGUGGACGGAAGGAAGAGUGGUUGCAUGAAUGAAAGCACACUAGUUAAGAUAAUGCGUGCCUGCCUGAGUAAACCAGUGAACCAACGGAAGGAAUGGUGGGUGAGAGGCCUCCUGCCCUCUAACCGGGCCCCAGCCAGGUGGAUUUGCCGACGACGCGGUCUGUGUUCUCUGCCCGGCAGGACGCUGGAGGGCCCGGUGCCGGAGGAGCCGGAGCUGGAUUGGGGCUCCGAGGAGCCGUGCGCGGGGUCCUGCCACGCACAGCGCAUCCUGCAGACCCUGAAUGCGUAUCGGCGGAGCGGCACCCUCACCGACGUGGUGCUACGUGCCGGCGGCCACGACUUCCCAUGCCACCGCGCAGCGCUUAGCGCGGGCAGCACCUACUUCCGCAGCCUAUUCGCGGCUGGGCAGCCAGAGAGUGGCCUGGCUAUGGUGCCCGUGGUACCCGAGGCGCCGGGCCCUGCCGGGACAGCGGUGGCGACGGCGCUGGCCGUGGUGCUCGACUACCUGUACGGAGCGGGCGUGCGGCUGCGCGCGGAGGACGAAGCGGCCGCGGUGCUGGCGCUGGCCGAGCGACUGGGCGUGGCAGGCCUGCGCGAGGCCUGCGCGCGCUUCCUCGAGGGUCGCCUGCGCGCCGCUAACAGCCUGGCGCUGCGUCGCGUGGCCGCUGCCUUCUCCCUUGCCUCUCUGGCCGAGCGUUGCGGCCGCGUGCUGCGCCAGGCCUUCGCCGAGGUGGCACGCCACGCCGACUUCUUGGAGCUGACGCCCGACGAGGUGGCAGCGCUUCUGGCCGACCCAGCGCUGGGUGUGGCGCACGAGGAGGCCGUGUUCGAAGCGGCCAUGCGCUGGGUGCGUCACGACCCGCCAGCCCGCCGCGGACAGCUGCGGCGCUUGCUGGAGCACGUGCGCCUGCCCUUGCUGGCGCCCGCCUAUUUCCUGGAGAAGGUAGAGGCUGACGAGUUGUUGCAGGCCUGCGGUGAGUGCCGCCCGCUGCUGCUAGAGGCCCGUGCCUGCUUCAUCCUGGGCCGCGAGACCGGCACACUGCGGGCCCGGCCGCGGAGAUUCAUGGACCUAGCUGAAGUGAUCGUGGUCAUCGGCGGUUGCGAUCGCAAGGGGCUCCUUAAGCUGCCGUUCGCCGACGCCUACCAUCCCGACAGCCGACGCUGGACCCCACUGCCCAGCGUGCCCGGCUUCGCGCGCUCAGAGUUCGCGACCUGCACUCUCCGCAAUGACAUCUACGUCUCUGGAGGCCACAUCAACAGCCGUGAUGUGUGGAUGUUUAGCUCCCAUCUGCACACCUGGAUCAAGGUGGCCUCACUGCACAAGGGCAGGUGGAGGCACAAGAUGGCGGUCGUGCAGGGGCAGCUGUUCGUGGUGGGCGGCUUCGACGGCCUGCGGCGCCUGUGCAGCGUAGAGCGCUAUGACCCCUUCUCCAACACCUGGGCUGCUGCGGCCCCGCUCCUAGAGGCAGUGAGCUCAGCUGCCGUGGCACCCUGCGCCGGCCGGCUCUACGUGAUGGGGGGCGCCGGGCGGGACGGCGUCAACACCAACAAGGUGCAGUGCUUUGACCCCAAGGAGGACCAGUGGAGCCUGCGGUCACCAGCGCCCUUCUCGCAGCGGUGUCUCGAGGCUGUUGCCCUGGAGGACACCAUCUAUGUGGUUGGGGGCCUCAUGAGCAAAAUCUUCGCCUACAACCCUGGCAUGGAUGUCUGGGGGGAGGCAGCUGUCCUCCCCAGCCCUGUGGAGAGCUGUGGCGUGACUGUGUGUGAUGGGAAAGUCCACAUCCUUGGCGGGCGGGAUGAUCAUGGGGAAAGCACCGACAGGAUCUUCACCUUUGACCCCAGCAGUGGGCAGGUGGAGGCCCAGCCAUCCCUGCAGCGCUGCACCAGCUCCCAUGGCUGCGUCACCAUCGUCCAGAGCCUGGGCAGGUGACUCAUACUUGAACCAGGAGGUGGGGAGGGGAGGGAGAACUCAGGUUCACCACUGCUCCCCUCAUGGCACCUCGGUGUAAACAGCCUCUUAGCUUACUGCCCCUUUUCUUGUAGAAAUAAAACCUCCUUCAAAGGUUGGGUCUGUGUUCCAGCUCAAGCCUCCUUUGCCUGGAGAAGUAAUGCCCAGUAUCUGCUCCCUGCUUUGACUCUUUACAAAACACCUUCAUAUGUUAUUACCUCGUUUACCGUCAUAAUAGCAGCGUGGACAUUUUAAAAAAUUAUGAAAUAUUUCAUGCAUAAAAAGAAUAUAUUUUGUAUAGUUUAAGAAUUAUAAUAAAAUAAAUGUGUUUCCACGACCUAGCUUAAGACAUAGAUCACUAGCUUAAGAAAUGCCUUUGUAGGCCCCUCUAUUUCCAAACCCAUCCCUUCGCACGUUCCUCCCAAGAAUUGUCACUAUUCUUAAAUUUCAGAUUAUUGGCACUUAAAAAAAAAAACUUUUAGUGAGCUAGUUACUAAUAUCUGUAUUUUACAGAGAAGCAACUGAUUUUAAAAGAUAAGGAGACUCACCCAAGGCCACAUACUUAGUAAGAGGCAGAAUCUAUGACUCAUAGAUUCCAUGAAGCUUUAGAAUCUAUGAGACACUUCUGGCCAGGAUGGUUCUCCCUUUCUAAACCACCCUCUCCAAUUCAAACACCUAUAGCAAUGAUAGAUAAAAUUAAAAGCCAGACAACUGAGGCAUAGGCUUGUAAGUAAGCAAACAUGUCUGAGGACCAGAAACAGAAUUGUAAAACAUAAGGCAGAAGCUCAAGCUCCUAAAUUCAGAUUCUGGGAUAAAGGCUUUAAAACCAGGAUGACAAACCAGGAUCACUGCUAGAAGCCUGGGCCAAGGUGGGGCUCCCCCGCUCAUGAAAGAAGCUGAAACAAAACAGAACAGUUGUAGAACCCUGAGCAGCCUCGGGGGUCAAGACUCGCAGUAAACUGGAGGCCCCCGGUAGUGGGCACCAGAGCCACAGGCCUCUAAGACACCAAUGAGCCCAGCUUUGCACCUGGAUGUGUGAGAUCCCCAACAUCAACGUGGGGUACAAGCUCCUGAUGCCAUUAUAAGUGCCUGGGUUGGUCUGGGGCUGAAGGGCAGCAACAUAAAACUGCUGGGUCGGGAGGGGUGAACUCAGUAGAAAGAGAGGGAACAAAGGACUGAUGCCACAGACUCUGUGAAUCAAGGCCCAGCGGUUCAGAUUCUGUGCCUGUAUUUCUGAGGCCCAGAGGAGCUAGCCAGGCCCCACCUGGGGCUCCCCUUAUUUGCACUCAGAUUGCCUUCUGAAGAGCUGUCAUCUGCUCCUCCAUCUCCUCCAGCACAGGGCCAGCACUAAGCCCCUAGCCAUUUUCCAAAGCCCCAGGGCCCUGUCUGCGGGAUCUCUCCAGCUGGGGCUGACCCAUCACAGAGCAGCAUAAAGGCCCGGGUCCCAGCUGAGCUCCUACCCUCCGAUUAUCCCAGAUUAGGGAGCCUGUGACCAUCUGGACACAGCUGAUAAUGGCAGAGGGGGAGGGGAGUGGGGUAGAGGCCCAGCCUCAGAGCCUUCCUGCUCCCACCCCAUGCACAACACCCAGGACAAAGCAAAGGUGCUGUACUGCUUGCUUACCCAGGCGAAAGCCGGAGUGGAAAGGGUAGGGGCAAAUCCAGGGCAAGCUCUCCCCAGAGACAUGGGCAUCUUACCCAGGCUCAGCACUUCUGUGUAGCCAGACAGAUUGCCCAGUUUCCCCCAUGAUGGCCAUUUGUGCCCCAGUGCUUGCUCAUGCAAGUGCCAAUGCCCUUUCCUGCUCUGUCUGCCUGGGCAGACCUGACACCAUACACCCAAGAGCUGACCACUCCCUCCCUGUACCCCUUCCUUAUCAGCCCUUCUUCCAUCACCUGACAUAUGGCCAGGCCUUCGUGUGACAUCUCUGGUCUCUCCUGACACACCCAUAGGAUGCCUCUUGAGGCAGGAAAGGUGUCACCUUCAUCUCUGGGUCCUCCAGUGACUGGAACAAACCCUUCCACUGAAUACCUUAAAUCAAGGUUUCCUGGAUUUCUAUCUCAUAAUACCUGUGAGGUAGUUACUACUGCUCCCCUCCCCCCCUCCCACCUCCGAUUACAAAUGAGUAAACAGACUCAAGAGUUGUGAAGUGACCUGCUAACUAAGGUCACAAGGCUGGUGAGUGGUGGCAGAGCCAGGAUUCCAACUCGGGUCCAGCUAUCUCCAAAGUCUGCUUCCUCCAUGCAGCCUCUGCUAAUCUGAGAAAAUGGUGUGGGGCACAGCAAAGCAGUUGUUUAGAAGUAGGAGAUACAUCAUUUCCACGUGGGAAAUUCCAGCUUGACAGGAUACUGUCCCUGACCUUCUGGGCUCCCGACUUGAUGAGACAUGGUGCUUGUCCCUGGUGAGUGAGGCUCACAGAACACAAGCAAAAGGUGACAGCCACGGGUCCUAAUUAUAAGGACUACUGGUUAGAUCGAGACCAUAUACAGAGGAUCCCCCUGGCUCCUAGUCCACUGCUCUCUGGCACCCCAGGCUGCCUGCUGAAUGUGAACUGUUACCAUUCAGUUCAGAGGGAAGCCAGAUAAGUCCAUGACCCCUUAGCCACACACGGAUUUGCCAUCUUCUCACCGGCUGAGAACAGAGACAACUCUUGGUAUGCAAUCAGAAAAUGAUGAACCCAAAUUUAAUUUUUGAGUUUCUUUUUUGAGUAGAUCUAUUUGUAAAGAUUGAUAUUUUAUGACUGUAAUUCUUUCUUAGCGGGCUUUCAAAGAACAAGGAGAACUUUAUUUCUUACAUAAUAGAAUAAAACUUUCUAUUUUGUAAUCACUAUAUGGACUUGUUGAAUUCUUUUAUAAAUCUGAAACAUAUCCAUGCUGUAUAUGCUACCCACCCAUUAGUACAGGAAAAAACAUAGUAUAUGUAGAGUUCCCUACUAUCUGCGGUUUUAGGUAACCCCUGAGGUCUUGGAACGUAUCCGCUGCAAAUAAGGGGGGACUACUGUAUUAAGUUGUUCAAGAGGAAAGAUUUCAUCACACAAUUCUUUGUGACAAAAACCUGGACUAUCCCAUUUUGCUCAAAGACAAUGUGACAGUAUGUAUCUUUUAUGAUGACUAUGCCCCCAAAUUUACUUGGUAGUUUGUUACAGUUCAUAGAGACAAGCUGAAGGCAGCUGUACAUAAAGAUGAGUGGAGAAAAACAGAUGCUGUAGGAAUUUUUAAAAUUCAUUGGUCAUCUGAAUUGACCUUUAUAAAUCUAAAAGUGAAAAUGUUUUAAAAUUAUGAAGCAAAGAAAAUGGCUAUCCUCUCUUCAACAAAGUUAUAAGCAACCAAUUUUUUUUUUUUUUGGCGGUACGCGGGCCUCUCCCUGUUGUGGCCUCUCCCAUUGCGGAGCACAGGCUCCGGACGCGCGGGCUCAGCGGCCAUGGCUCACAGGCCCAGCCACUCCGCGGCAUGUGGGAUCUUCCCGGACCAGGGCACGAACCUGUGUCCCCCGCAUCGGCAGGCGGACUCUCAACCACUGCACCACCAGGGAAGCCCCAACCAAAAUUUUUUAAGGCACUGCAUGUUGACAAUCCAAGUGUAAUACAAAACAAAACCAAAAAAGCCCCAGAAGCUAGAGCUUGUUAGAGAUGUAUUUGAAAUCUGGAAUCAGCAGCUACAAGAUGAAUACCUUCACUUCAUGGCAGCUGAUAAACAUUUCACUGCCUUCAAGUAACAUUGCUCAUUUGGGGUAUAUAUCCUUCUAGACAAUGAAAAUGUGAAGUUGUUUGCUGUUAUAACUCAUAUAUGUCUAUGUAUGUAUACACAUACAAAUAUAUGUAUAUAUGACAGCUCUACUGAGAUACAAUUCACAUACCAUAAAAUUCACCCAUUUGAAGUUUACAAUCCAGUGUUUUUAGUAUAUUGUUAUGCUGUUAAUACUUGCUAAAUUUUAAAUAUUUUGGAUACUUGUUAAAAUUUAUCAUAAAAUUGACUUUCACU